Messenger RNA from Dreissena polymorpha, 5344 nucleotides. RefSeq names its product calpain-5-like. Gene Ontology annotation, biological process: proteolysis. NCBI's taxonomy places the organism in Eukaryota, Metazoa, Mollusca, Bivalvia, Myida, Dreissenidae. Bases 247 to 2643 code for a protein of 798 amino acids. The transcript has 18 exons. The record is from RefSeq and is a predicted model, not a curated record. Gene Ontology annotation, molecular function: calcium-dependent cysteine-type endopeptidase activity. Gene Ontology annotation, cellular component: cytoplasm.
UCGGCUACGGUUUAUUGAUAACUAUUUGUUUACGUGUUGCUUGGCGAACUGAAAAUAGUGACGCUCAAAGACAUUCCAAAGGAUUAUAUUUUGCUCGCGGUUUCAUCAUUUGAAUUAUUAAUUGGGACAGUAUGUGAUAAUAUCAAUACCUCACACUGAAGUUUUAGCCAGAGAGAAACAAAACACAACUACCAAACUUGCCAAUGGUCUUCUGUGUGUACAGGGCAAAUACAGUAAAUACUCGAAAUGGGAUGCGGAGCUUCCACUGAAACCGGUCCGCCGCCUAACGAUGAUCGCCGCACGAAUAACGCAGAUUACACCGGAAAGAAAACACAGCCGGUGCGCGACACUUCACCACCGCGUAUUAUAAAUCCCGUACUACCCCCACGUGUACCUACCCCUCCCCCACCACGGGACCCAACGCCUCCGCCACCACGGGAUCCAACACCACCCCCUCGUAAACCGUCACCUCCUCCUCGGGAACAUAGAGAGCCGACUCCACCCCCGAGAAAUCCAACUCCGCCCCAGAGUGAGUGGACACCGCCUCCUCCGAGCGAUCCAACACCGCCUCCCCCGAGUGAUCCAACACCGCCCAUUCCGAGUGUUCCGAUUCCGCCCACUAAAGCGGUGGAACAGAAAGAACGACAAGGCUCCGCCUCCGCGAAGAAUGUUGAGAAUUACAGAAAAACUGAGUUUGGUAUAUUUGAAUGCGAACCGUACGAAUUCCGGCAGCACGUUGAUGAACUGGACCGGAUAUUCUCAGACCCGCCCCGCGAGCUUCCGUUCACAGACUACGACUUCGGGCCGUCUGUCGCUAUUCAAGGUGAAAGUGUUGAGUGGAAGCGACCGGGGGAAGUGCGCGCGCACCCUGUGCUGUUUUCUGAAGGCACGACACGCUACGACAUAGGUCAAGGGUCAGCGGGCACCUGCUGGUUCCUCUCCAUCAUCGCCAUGUUGGCGGAGAGGAAGGAACUGUUCCACCGUGUUGUACCUUUGGACGCAUGGGAUCAGGAAGGCGGCUUUUUCCGGUGUUAUUUCUACAGGUUUGGCGAGUGGGAAGAGGUGUACAUUGACGACGUCCUACCCACCGUUCACGGGGACCAGUUCUGGGGCGCCAAGUCGUUGGACGAGAACGAGAUCUGGCCCGCCCUGCUAGAGAAGGCGUUCGCGAGGUUCCACGGCAACUACAACGCGGUGUAUGGCGGCCAAUCCGGCGACGCGUUUCUCGCCCUAACCGGCGGUUGCUCAGAGUACAUCGACUUUGACGAGGCGUUGGAGGCAGACGCUGCUAGUUCCGCCAUGGCGAAGGCGCGUGCAGUGCACGAGCGACUGAGGAACGCAUGUCUGCAUGGCGAGUGCAUGCUUACAACGGAAGUACCUCAAAAGCAUGACAAGCAGCGCGGGUUGGUCGGCGGUCACGCUUACUCACUCACAGACGCUCGCACGGUGCAGAACCGCUCUGGACAAGACGUGUAUCUGGUACGAAUACGCAAUCCAUGGGGCAAUACGGAAUGGACGGGGCCUUGGUGUGACGGUUCCCGGGAAUGGAGCACGAUCCCUGAGGGCGCGGUCCAGAUGGCAAGCAUCGACGACGGGGAAUUCUGGAUGUCAUUGAAAGACUUUAUCACUUACUUCUCCGGGAUCACCGUAUGCUCGCUGAUUCCCGAUUUUGAUAUGGACGGUCGUCCAGACAGUCUAAAUUUCUGCACCACAUUGUUUGGCGACUGGUUUGGGGAGACGGCAGCUGGGUUUGAGAACAGGAUCGGUAAUCCACGUUACCUCUUCCAUGUUUCGGACGAAGGCAUGGAUUCUGACGGCCACGUUCCUAUUGUUCUUCAAAUCGCGCAGAAACUUAAACACAGAAAGAAAAAUAAAGCGUCUAUCAGAGUAGAUCUUUACAAAGUGUUGGGAGAGACCCACGACGGCAAGCCUCAAGCCGUCAUGGAGUUACUCGGGGACGUGACAAACGUCUACAAGAUGGAGAAGCAGAUGAGCGUAAGACACAAGAUCGAACCCGGCUACUACGCUAUCGUGCCUUCCACUAUAGACGCGGGGAAAGAAAAAGAAUUCAUAGUUCGGGUGUACACCCCCAGUCCACUGCGAGAAAUCAGAGAACUUGGUCGAGAAUACGCAAUGAUGGAAUCCAAACAGUUUGAAGUACCCAACGGAGUAGACCAUAAAAUAACCUUUACGGAGACGAUAUUCGGUUCCUGGCGGACGGGCUACAACGCCGGUGGCCAGGUGUCCAACAGGGAUACUUUUGCCUCCAAUCCCCAGGUCGUCUUCACUGUUCCUAACAGAGGGGGUAAAAAGAUGCUUGUGGACCUGACUCUGAUGCAGGAACACGGAGGAGAACAGCUGGCUAUAGGGAUGAGAGUGUUUCCGAUUGAGACUGGUUACAUACUAUCUGAGGACGAAUCACACUUGGAAUACCUUUACUCCAAAUACGAAAACUGCAUGACGUCAAUGAAUGGGGAGGAUGGUGUUUUUGUCAUGGGCUCUAGUGCCGAGAUGACUUUCCUUCUUCCCCCUGGAAGAUACAAUGCCUUACUACAUACAGACGGCGCCGGUGAAGAGAAAGCGUUCUCUCUUGUGGUCAGAGCGUCUUGUCACAUUGACCUCGAACCGUUCCAUGUUCAAUGAGGACCGUACUGACCUGACCGUUUCCGCGGCUUCCAUUGAACAUAAACGCUCCUAUUUGUUGCUUUUUUAUCUUUGUACCUUCAUAUAUCUGAAUGUAUGCCAAAACUAUAAGUUCUAUGCAUAUCCUUAAGGAAAACAAAGCCUGUAUGUUAUGCAAUACUAGAAACUUUUUUUGAAAAAUCAUAUAUAUAUAUAUAAACAUGAACAUUAUUUCAAUGUUUGAGCUAAUUUGAGCGCAAAAUACUCAACGUGAUUUAUAAUGUUAUGUGCCUUUCCGGAGUCCUGUGUCUUGCGGUGUCCGUCGUUAACAAUGUGCUUCGAACGACCUCGCCUCCAUUACAACUGUGCAUCUUUUAAUGAAAUUUAACAGGCAUUGUUCGUGGGUGACCCUCUGAAUAACUUGUUCUAAUCAAUCCGUUCCGCUCAGUAUGAAGGUCAUUCGAGGUUAAUAAUGAAGCUUGAAAAAUCUUCUCUGAAACAGCAAGGUUUGGAAGUUUUAUAUUUGGCGUGUUUCGUCAUAUACUGGUCCUCAACAUCGUUUGUUCAUAUCAUGAUCAUGAGUUCAAAAUUGACCACGCUUAGGGGUCCCUUGAUUUACAUGCACUAAACAGCAAAAAACUUGAAAAAUCUUUUUUGAAACCAUUGUUCAAGAGUUUUUAUGUAAGGUAUGUAUCUAAUUUGUAUCAUAUCUUGGUCCUGUACAAAGUUGGUUCAAAUAAUAUGUCUGGUUUCAAAACGUGUCAAAGAUAUCAUUUUCGUGAAAACUUCAUUAAUAAAUUAAAUUAAAAACAUAUGUAAAACAACACAUACCAGCAGAGUAAUUUAUGAGAUGAAACGUUGUAUAAUUGCUCUAUAUAAAGUUGGUUCAAAUCAUGUCCCAUGGGGUCAAAUGAUGAAUAUAUAUAUAAUAUGUUGCAAAAUAACUCCAAACCACUGUGUCUCUUAAAGCGAAAGUUCACAAUCUUUGGUAGUUGGUAUGAAACAUCGUAUAUGGUCAUGUUUAAGUUUGUUCAUAUGAUAUCACUCGGCUUAAACUUUAAAUGCCUUGUGGUCACAUUAAUAAUAAUGUCUUAUACAAGUAAAAUAAUAUGUUUUUUGUUGUUCGAUGAAACUGCAAAGGCCAAGAAGCUAUGUAUUUGGUAUGUGAAUUGUUUUGUUUUCUAGACUGUCCCAUGGUCAGUAACGUCCGUACUGGCCUGACCAUUUCCGUGACUUUCAUUGAACAUAACACCUCUAUGAAAAUUGUGUUUUUUACUGUGUAAAUAUAUGUUUGCCAAACCUAAGAUGUACAUGUAUAUGCAAAACAUGCGUCUUAGUCUAUGCAAUACUGAACAAGUUGUUUGGAAAUUAUGUUUAUUUCCCUUGUGUUUUAUUGUUUGUUGUAAUAUUUCAAAAAGUCCGUUUUUAUGUUUGAGCCCAUAAGAGCACAAAGAGAUCAAGAUUCAAGAUGAGUAACUGUGGUAUGUGGCUUUACUGUCUUCUGUGUCGUGCGAAGUCCUUCGUAAACAAUUUGCUUCGAACAACCUCACCUCUUUUACAACUGUGCAUAUUGUAACGACACUGGAUAGGAAUGAGUAUUGGGUGGUCAUCUUAAAUGGUCCUCUUUCCUCUCUAUUUGGUCCUCAGAGUUUGAUUUUGACACUCCUAAAAUCUCCUCUUAAACCACAAGUUUAAUGUGUGGCAUGUGUCACCGUAAAGUGUAUCGAAACACCUUUUGUUAACCCAUGUAUGCCUAGCGUCUAGAAAAACGGCCUUGUCAAACAGCGUAGACCCAGAUGAGACGCCGCAUGAUGCGGCGUCUCAUCAGGGUCUGCGCUGUUUGCUUAAAUGAAUUUCUGUAAAACAUAUUCUAACGAUCGAAAUAAAUAUACUAGACAUUUCUAAUUUUGGAAAUAAAUUGAUCCAAUUAAGAAGGAUGGGAGAGUCCAAAAGGCAUAAAUGGGUUAAAAUCGUGACCACGAGGCCAAGACUCGCCACGUCCAAAACGGUCCAAAGUCCCGAUUGUAAUAUUCACUUUAUCAACAAAAUACUGUAAAAAAAACGUUAACGUCAAGUUCCAGCAAUAUAGUGUAUUAUAUGUAAAAUUGUAAAGUGGAUGCCGACCAAGUUUGUUUAAGUAAUGCCACUGGAAUCACAUGCUUUACAUAAUAUUAUUUUGUUGUAUCAGUUUCUAUGGUUCUGUUGAUGUCAUUCGGGAACAAAUGGCAACGCCCUUGGGUCGCAUUGUUAAUUCAUAAUUGAAAUUGCGAAUAAAUGUGCCAAAUCUGUUCUGUGAAACUAUAAAGCCCAUAGGUUAUGUAUUAGGCAUAUACCGUCUGUCUAAAUAAUGCCUCCGGGGGGGGGGGGUAAAAAUGAUCUAAACCAGGAGGUGCAUGGCGUAUAAAAUAUUUAAGAAAACGUAAUUUUGAUAAAAUGUUCACACAAACAUUACACAGGUGAGCGAUUUCUGACCAUCUUGACCAUCUUGUUUUGUAAACGACAUAUGAUGUUUUUUUCAUUUUCUCACAUGAUUUAUAUUUAAGUUGUUUAUAUUUAUUUAUUUUAACUAUUAAUUUUCAGUUGUUAAUAAAUAUUUGUUAAUAUUUUGUGAAGCAAUAUUAUUAUCACUUUGUGUUGUUGUUAUUAUUAUUGUUACAAUUAUGAACUGUUCACAAGCGUCCUUUUAUAUAGAUUUAUAGUUCACAUUAAAUAAACAAACUUG